Messenger RNA from Ostertagia ostertagi, 1512 nucleotides. The record is from the annotation of a GenBank genome assembly. NCBI's taxonomy places the organism in Eukaryota, Metazoa, Nematoda, Chromadorea, Rhabditida, Trichostrongylidae.
AUGAGAUUCUCAUGGCUUCAGCUCGACAACGACCUCAUGCAGAUCGAACUGGCCGUCGAUACCGCAAACACCACUGACGGUUUCUACGUGGCUGUGGGAUUUUCCGAGGAUGAUCUCAUGGGUGACGAUAGUGUUAUUGAAUGUUCGAUGUUGGGUGACGACUCGCUAUCGCUGAAAUUAUCCUACAACAUCAAUUCCACUACUGAUCCCACAACGAACGGUGAACCAACGAAUCGGAGGCUGUCAGAAACGGGCUCGGAAUUUUUCCUGAACUCUAGCACAAGCAGCACAGAUGGUCAUGUGUACUGCAAAGCAGUACUGAAUGUGACAGGCGCCUCUAAAGCUGGUCUAUUUCAUUUUGACUUCACUCAAUCGUACUAUUUUCUUAUGGCUAAUGGACCUACAACUUCUAGCGUAAGGGGUAUUAUAAGGCUCCAACAUCACGUUCAUGAUGUCACGUCUGCGAAACCACUAAAACCGUCCGAUAUAGUUCCCGGAUUCGAUAUGGACCCAUGCGGGCUUCAGAAAGGCUGCUUCUUACCCCUGACCACUAACCAUACAAUAAAUGGGCUAGCAGUCUCAUACAGAGUGCUGAACUCGUCCUUCAUCGUCUUCGAACUUUUGGCUCCUUCCAACGGUGAUGUCGACGUCUACGUGGCCGUCUCAUUUUCUACCAACGCCAGAUACACAAGUAACCGAAUGGAAACUGCGUGUUUUCAGCGUAAUAUGUCGACAAUUGAAUGUUCUUCACUAGUCAAUGGGACGUUGUCGAUGAAGUUCUCGUACAGUUACGACUCCACAACAAACGUCCGCAUUCCAGGCGAAGAGGCAAUUCGCGAUCAGUACUUCACAAACGAAACAGCGGUCUUCCAAGAUGGGCAGGUGUACUGUUCAGCGGUGGUGAAUGUGCAAGGAUCGUCCGUGAGCGACAAGAUUUUCACCUACAAACCUGGCCAAGAAUAUUUUCUUCUUCUUAGCACCGGUACGACUACUCUUGACGAGCUCACAUCUCCGUCCGAUGCUGUUGGGUCAAUCUAUUCCACCAAGCUGGAGCAAUAUGAGGAGUAUUUCGAUUCAAGUUCGUGUGGAAUCGAUAAGGAAUGUGUUCUACCGACAGAGUGCUAUCGUGGAGCUAGUGGAAUGGAGUUUUCAUACAAGAUGAUGUCGGACUCACUGAUGAGAAUUGAGCUAUUUUCCAUCGCCACCGACAACAAUCAGUACGUCGCUGUUGGUUUUUCAGAUGAUGACCACAUGGGUAACGACCAUGUGAUUCGAAUGCUCAGCUCUGACAAAUCAGAAGUACAGCUUAAAAAUAUGCGGUCAGGUUACUUUCUCAACAACAUGGCCAUGUCUUCCGAUGCUCAGCUUUACUGUACCGCUAUGGUCAACGUGUCUGGUUGGAGUGGAAGCGAUAGGGUAUUUCGCCUCAAUCCUACCCAGAGCUACUACCUAUUAUUGGCAAGUGGUAACACGGAUGCCAAAGAAAAGGAUUAUUCUCACGUCAAGAAAUAA